AUGGAAGGGAAUUUAUAUAAUCAGCCAGUGGUGAUAGACAAUGGCUCAGGCAAUUUAAAAGCAGGAUUUGCUGGAGAAGAUAAACCAAAGACAUAUGCAUCCGCAAUCAUUGGUAGACCGAAAUAUCAAAAGAUAAUGGCAGGAUCAUUGACGUCAGAAGAUUCAACUAAUAAGAAUGAAGAUUUAUUCAUAGGCAAUCUGGCUCAAGAGAAUAGGGGAUUGUUACGAUUAUCUUAUCCAAUUGAACAUGGAAUAGUGAAUAAUUGGGAAGAUAUGGAAAAAUUGUGGUAUCAUGUUUAUACUCAAGAAUUAAAAACAAAUUCAGAAGAUCAUCCUUUAUUAAUAACAGAAGCUCCUUUAAACCCAAGGUCAAAUCGAAAUAAAAUGUGUCAGAUCUUAUUUGAACAGUUCAAUAUUCCUUGUAUCUACAUCUCAAUUCAAGCAGUAUUGUCACUAUAUGCAUCUGGAAGAACCACGGGGGUUGUGAUAGAUAGUGGUGAUGGAGUUAGUCAUAUUGUACCAGUAUAUGAAGGAUUUGCUCUUCCGCCGUCUAUAAAACGAAUGGAUAUUGCUGGAAGAGAUAUUACGGAAAAUUUAUCUUUCCAAAUUAGAAGAAUGUCAGGAAUAUCUUUACAAAGCAGUUCUGAGAUGGAAAUUGUACGAUUGAUUAAAGAAUCGUGUUGCUUUAUCUCUAAAGAUCCAAUAAAAGAUGAGAAACUUUAUAGUGCCUAUUAUAUGAGAAGUGGACCAUCCUCGGAUGUGUUUACAUCUUAUAAACUACCUGAUGGACAUUCAAUACAACUAGGAGUGGAGAGGUUCCGAGCACCCGAGAUUAUAUUUAAUCCUCAAUUGAUUGGAGAUGAAUCUCCAGGGAUCCAUGAACUAACAUCAUUAGCAAUAGCCAAAACUGAUUUGGACUUAAGACCAACCUUGUAUCAAAAUAUAAUUCUUUCUGGGGGGAAUACAUUACUCAAAAAUUUUGGAGAUCGUUUAUUAAAAGAACUAAAAGGUUUACAAGAGGAAUCUAAAGAUAGUUCUGCCAAUACCAUUUGGAAUAAGAACUUGGAAGGUAAUUCACAUUAUAAAACAAAAAUGAAGGUAAAGAUAUUUGCUCCGCCAGAAAGAAAAUAUUCAACUUGGAUAGGAGGCUCGAUUUUAGCAGGUUUAUCUACAUUCAAACGGAUGUGGAUUACAGCGGAAGAAUUUCAUGAAAACCCUGAAAUUGUCCACACUAAAUGCAUGUAA
Messenger RNA from Hemisphaericaspora subhashii, 1245 nucleotides. RefSeq names its product actin-related protein 1 (gene ARP1). Lineage: Eukaryota; Fungi; Ascomycota; Pichiomycetes; Serinales; Debaryomycetaceae. The coding region runs from base 1 to 1245 and encodes 414 amino acids. The record is from RefSeq and is a predicted model, not a curated record. The transcript has a single exon.